This is a messenger RNA of Fusarium coffeatum, 1305 nucleotides long. RefSeq lists its product as uncharacterized. Gene Ontology annotation, molecular function: ubiquitin protein ligase activity; zinc ion binding. Bases 1 to 1305 code for a protein of 434 amino acids. The transcript is spliced from 3 exons. NCBI's taxonomy places the organism in Eukaryota, Fungi, Ascomycota, Sordariomycetes, Hypocreales, Nectriaceae. The record is from RefSeq and is a predicted model, not a curated record.
AUGAAUUCUAAAAAUUCGAGCGGCGCUCAGAGCGCAAAUGAAACACCAGCUCUGAACGUUGAGAAUCGACGUAUGACCCGGAGCGCCACCAGAGCACUCCAACAGCAGCAAGCGGGUCCUUCACCAGCAGGUGUUAGCGAGAAGGACGACCAAGCUCCACCACUUUCCACCAACAAGACACAGAAGACGAGUAAGAUCAAGAAAGAAGAAAGUGACGAUGAGAAGCCCAAGAAGGCCGUCCGUGGCAAGAAACAGGCGAAGAAAAACUUGACAGCGCCCGCUUCUAACAACAAACGGAAGGCGACCAAGAUCAAGAAAGAGGAAGAUGACGAUGAAAGUGAUGAGAAGCCUAUGAAGGCAGUCCGAGUCAAGAAAGAACUCGACACCAAGGAAAACCUAUCCGCGCUUCCCGCAAACAACAAAAGAAAGGCGAGUGAGAUCACUAAGGAAGAAGACGAUGAUGAUUUCAAGCCCGAGGAGGCGAGUGGCAUCAAAGAUGAAGAGGACCACACGCCCAAGAAGGUUGCUCCAGCCAAGAAGAUGAUGAAGCUUGGAGGAGAAAAGCGACUUCGCAAGUUUCGAGAUGAGCCUCCGAAGCAUUGGCAAGGUGUCUACGACCGGGCUCAGACUGAGCGCUUCUAUGUCCUCAACCGAACUCGAAUCGGUACUGAGUCUGGCCCGGAAGAGUAUGUCGAAAUGACGGGCUCGACUGGCAACAUCUAUACUGUCCACAUCGGGCUGCGCAUCACCUGUACUUGUCCACACCACAUGCGUGGCUUUGCGCAGUGUAAGCAUAUCUGCUUCGUUAUGAAGAAGAUUCUCAACGCGCCCGACGAACUUCUUUACCAGCAAGCUCUUCUUAGCACCGAGCUUCAGUCCAUAUUUGAGUCUGCACCUGACAUCUCUGCGUCCCAGUCUCAGUCCGAGUCCCAGGAAGAGUCCGACAAGCGCAAGCCUAUUGAGGGAGAUUGCCCAAUCUGCUACUGCGAGCUCAAGAAAGAGGAUGAGAAGAAGCCCAGUCUUGUCUGGUGUGCAGCGGCCUGUGGCCACAACUUUCACUCGCAGUGUUUUAAGCUGUGGGCACGAAACAAGUCCGGCGCGGACGUCACCUGCCCUAUGUGUCGCAGCGCCUGGAAGGGCGACGGUAAGUUGGAGGCGGUUGUGGAGAAGAGCAAGGCUGAGUUGUCCGAGGGGUAUCUUAAUGUUGGUGAUCAGCUGGGUGUCGGUCGUAUCCGAGACACUUCGACCUACUCGCGGGGUUCGCGUGAAUACCUCGAAGAGCUGGCUUUUAGCAUGUAUGACUAG